Messenger RNA from Zerene cesonia (dogface butterfly), 4092 nucleotides. RefSeq names its product UNC93-like protein. Lineage: Eukaryota; Metazoa; Arthropoda; Insecta; Lepidoptera; Pieridae. Gene Ontology annotation, molecular function: potassium channel regulator activity. The transcript has 8 exons. Gene Ontology annotation, biological process: regulation of potassium ion transport; regulation of muscle contraction. Gene Ontology annotation, cellular component: plasma membrane; striated muscle dense body. The coding region runs from base 327 to 1973 and encodes 548 amino acids. The record is from RefSeq and is a predicted model, not a curated record.
ACCACUUGCGACUUGCGGCUGCCAAUACGCCUCCGCGACGCCCACUCUCGCACUGCUUCAACGAGCGUCAACACGCGAGUGUUCACUUUUGAGCGAGUUGCGCGCCCUUUCUCUCACGCAGUGUAAUCGUGCUUCGGUACGUGAAUGCAAAACCGGACUACUCUCUUGACACAGGCCAGAAAGGAAUCCACGGCAAUUCGGACUUCUCAAAUAUUUUUUAGGCUCUCAAGGCCUGGCCUGCCAUUCCCCUGGUCCCCGCCUCGUCUCCGCGGGGCUUCAACACCGAACACACGCCGAUAACCACGUAGUCAAAAAGAGAACAAGGCAUGACUGCGACGCACGGCGGCGGAUGUGAAGAUGACCGCCCGGUCAAGGACUCCGUGUACACUAUCAAAACAGGAUUCAAGAAUGAUGGCUACCAGCAUGACCGCGACUCGAACAGCGACAUUGUCAAGCCCCCGCCUCUACCGAUGGAAGACGAUUCCUAUGCCUCUGGAAAAGUAAAGCUUGCAAGGAGCGAAAAAUGGAGAAUACUUAAGAACGUUGCCGCCGUUAGCGCUGCGUUCAUGGUACAGUUCACCGCUUUCCAAGGCACAGCGAACCUCCAAUCGUCGAUUAAUGCCCGCGAUGGUCUGGGAACCGUGUCCCUAAGUUCCAUUUACGCUGCGCAAGUUGUUUCGUGCAUCUUCGUGCCGACAUUCCUCAUUAAAAGGCUAACGGUCAAGUGGUCACUCUGCCUUUCUAUGAUGUGCUACGCACCGUAUAUUGGCGCGCAAUUCUUCCCGGCUUUCUACACAUUGGUACCGGCAGGUGUUUUAGUCGGUCUUGGAGCGGCUCCUAUGUGGACAUCGAAGGCUACGUACCUGACGCAAGCGGGAAGCGUGUACGCAAAACUGACAGACCAAGCAGUUGAUGGAAUUAUUGUACGGUUCUUUGGAUUCUUCUUCCUCGCCUGGCAAACCGCUGAACUGUGGGGCAACCUCAUAUCUAGUUUAGUAUUUUCAUCCGGAGUGCACAGCGGGAAUGUGACAACCGAAAACACCAGCAGCACGCUGCUCACCUGCGGAGCGAACUUCUGCAUGAUCGGCGGCGGUCAGCACGACAACCAGAACCUCCACCGCCCUCCCGACACCGAGAUAUAUGAGAUCAGUGCCAUAUACCUCGCCUGUGUAGUCGUAGCUGUUCUCAUGGUAGCUUUCUUCGUCGACCCUCUAUCUCGAUAUGGUGAGAAGCAAAGGCAAUCAGAUCCUUCAAAAGAACUUACUGGAAUUCAACUGCUUUCUGCGACCGCUUACCAGCUAAAGAAGCCGAAUCAGCAACUGUUGAUUCCAAUCACGUUAUGGAUCGGUAUGGAACAGGCGUUUAUUGGGGCUGAUUAUACACAGGCAUACGUAUCCUGUGCAUUGGGCAUCCGCUCCAUCGGAUAUGUGAUGAUCUGCUUUGGAGUGGUGAACGCUAUUUGUUCACUUCUUUUCGGUUCAGUGAUGAAGUACAUUGGACGGUUUCCCAUCCUGGUGAUGGGAGCAGCUCUUCACUUGGGACUCAUUGUAUGGCUUCUCAUAUGGAGACCGAACCCAGAAACUCCUACUACCUUCUUCGUGAUAUCAGGCCUGUGGGGAGUCGGUGAUGCCGUAUGGCAAACACAAGUGAAUGGUCUAUACGGAGUACUUUUCAGACGUAACAAAGAGGCUGCUUUCUCCAACUACAGGCUCUGGGAAGCCGCUGGGUUUGUUGUAGCCUACGCUUACUCUACUCAUCUAUGUGCCAGAAUGAAGCUAUAUGUCAUGAUGGUCGUGCUUCUCAUCGGAGUUGUUGGAUACAUUAUUGUGGAGAUACUGCAUAAGCGAAAGACUCGCCGAUUAAAGGCCAUCGCUGAGAACCCAGUAGCUGCGGCCGAAGCAGCUAAGCAACCCCCAGAAGAAGACGAUGAGAAGGAUGAAAUCGACGAUGAGAUCAUCAUAACGCACCUGUAAAGCGUCGGACACGAUCGCUUGGAUCGCCCUACCGCCAGGCACUUUUCGUGCUAUUUUGCCAUACACAAAACAUUUAGGUACAAAAUCAUACUGAAAUUAUAAUAUCGAAUUUAUUUAGAUCUAUUUAUACCUAUUCGAUAAGUUUUGGCUUCAGUUCCCGAAGCGACCAGAGUUUUAAGUACAAAGGUUUUUCGAACAUCGAGGUAUAGAUUAUUUUGAUAUGGCUCCGUAAAAUACUUUAUUUUCACCAACCACCAACAAAUAUAUACGUAUAAGAAUAAUUUCAUUUGUUAUAUUUUGGAUAUAAUGAUUUUUCCAAAAGCACUUUCAAAUAAAAGUUUAAAUGAUGUAAAAAUGUACUACAUACAAAUACUAUGUACAAAUGAAGGUUACUCGGCCUACGUUUAAAUUCAAUAUGUAGUAUUAAGACAAUAAGAGGCAAGCAAAAUUGAAGUAUGUACUAUUAUAAUUGAAAAUAAAAGAUAUAUUAAUAUCUUAUCUAUUGACUUUCUCGGACUUCAUUUACCGUUACACUAAGUAACAAAGAUUAGAUCAAGAUUCAAGACUAUGUUUUUAUAACUGUAACUUGAUUUGAAUACAUUGCAAUACAAAUUAUAAAAUAUUAAAAGAAGGUAUUUAAUAGAUAGGUGUUUUCUUUGAAAUAAGUAAAGUUCAUUUCAUUUGGUUUAAUUCUUGGAAGUUUUUUUUAUGUUUACUCUGCUAUAGUCGCGACAAUAUUUAACGAAAGUAACGCGUCAUUUAAUUUUAUGAAUGAACAACCAGCUGUGUUUACUUUUCUUUUAAUAUUUCUUAAUUGAAGUCUUUGUUUUAAAAUGUUACAAUUUGAAUUUUAUACAAAGACUACAAUUUAUUACUAAGGAACUGCGAUCUUAUAAUUAUAAUAUGAUGUUUACAAAGAGUAUAUUACAAAUCGUUAACUUCUAAACCUAGUAAAUUUUGUAAUACACGAGUUCUAUAAAAUUUAUCUUAGUUAUCUGUUUUGGGCUGGUACCAAAGACGACAUGUGAAGUGUAUUGGAAUGUCUUCGGUUAACGUACAGUUUGUAUGUCUAUUUAUUUUCCUUUAUAGAAAAUAAAUGACCAAUAAAUUACAUUAAUACAUUGAUCAUAUUGUAAUUUUUAAGUUCUUCUAUGUAUUCAUCUUAUUUAAUCUUUGAAUUGUUUCAGCACUAGUUUUAUAAUAACCUUCACCGUGAUGUUUUUUUAUGCAACAACUAAUGUCGGUGGCGUUAUUAUUUUUGUAUUAUUAUUAUUCUAAUUAGUUUGUGAAUUGAUUUAUUAACAAGUUGCACUAUUUGUAGAUUCGUCGUGUGUAUGCAGUUUCACAUACAAAUAAUUUUGUUUCAAUCUAUGUAAACACAGCUCACACACAACUAUAUAAGGAUGCAUUGUCAUCGUUUCACGUUUAGCUAAUUAUUACAAUAUCAGAUUAAGGAGGUCUAGAUCAAAUAAAUUAUAGUAUACAUAAGUUUAUAAAUAUUUAGAAUAAGUUUAUGUUUACCCAUUGCUAUGUUUAAUAUAGCUAUGUUGUAGGCGAUAUAUUUACAGAAAUAUCCCUUAUUUAUAAUAUAGCACGUAUUUAUUGAGAGUAUAAGGCAUGAAUGCUUCAUUUAGUAUUGUUUAAUUCAAAAUUCCUAGCAUUCUAUGCAACGUAACGUAAGUAUACCUAUGCAGCAUUAAUAUACGUAAUAUAUACGUAUUGGACCACAACCUAGACGGAAAACUAAUUAUCCAGUUAAUUAUAAUGCAGAUACGAAUUAAAAAUAAAUAAAAUAUAAUGCCUGCAAUAUUCGAAUUUCCGUAUGUAGAUGUGAUGAUUUGGCCCUAGCAUGUAAUGCUGACAGGCAUAUUUAUAGAAUAAAAAUUAUAUUCUAUGGUACGCGCGGUGGGUACCAAUUUUAGGGUAACAAAACCACGUGAUAAUUAACAUAUAGUGUAAAAAUAUAUGUUAUUGUAUAAAAAUAUAAGUAGCUGUAAUUGUAGAACAUACGCCUAUUUCACUUGGAAAUAACACUUCUUUUGUUUAAUUAAUGAUUUCAUUUAAUUACACUUUACUGUAAAACGAAUUUGUGAUGAAAAUAAACACUUAGUUUGUUGUA